GAGGGUGGUAUGGCUUUAAGAGUUUACUACCAUCUCUGCACUCACUCAGUCACUCUCUCACACACACACACACAACACAAAGUUUGCAGGCUAAGGCGAGAGCUGGUGGGAAACCGAUAGUAAGUGCUUGAAUUAACAGAUGAAGGUGGGAAGAAGAGGAGGAAUAUUGCGCAAAAGCAGAACGAGAAGCAACGUCGGAACUUCGCAGAGUUUGUUGAAGAGAAAGUGAAAUGCGCAUGAGCUAAUCAACAACGCCGGAGAGAGAUACUUUCAAUGGAAGUGAGCUACUAAAGCUCCAGCGGAGUCAAAAGCGCAGAUUGGAGCAAGGGGGGACUGUCGUGUGAUUCCUAUGACCGUGCUCGUUAAUCUGGAAAGUGGUGUCACACAGGGGACUACAUGAGCUCUUUGAAUAUGAAGGAAAAUACUUUACGCACACUCCAGGACAACAGUUAGGGGAUAUGAACGCUAACUACUGGAUUUCGCUUCGAUUUUUUCCUCUUUCAGGUUCAGUUUUGCGUUUUUGGGGAUGUUUGCGAGUUGUAUCUGUGCGGUUUCAGCUCGGAUAUUGACCCGGCUCUGCGCCCUGGUGCUGGUGGUCGCUGUGGGAUUCGGUUCAGAGCUGCGGGUCCGGGUCCGGCUCACGGACGGACUGGUGACCGAGGAAGUGUUGGAGGCGGACAGUGAGAGGGACUUCAUAUCGCUCGAGUUCAAGCAGGGAGAUGGGACGCUCAUCACUUUUGUGGCGGACUUCAAACAGGAUGUGAAAAUAUUCCGAGCGCUGAUCCUCGGGGAGCUGGAGAGGGGGCAGAACCAGUACCAGGCGCUGUGCUUCAUCUCUCGCCUCAACCGCAAUGAGAUCAUCCCCAGCGAGUCCAUGGCGCGUCUCAGACAGAAAAACCCUCAUGCCAUUCGCUUGGCUGAGGAGCGGAGAGGCCUGGAGCAGCUGACGAUGAGUGCAGCAGUCAAUCUAAGCCGGGCCUGGCAACUCAGCUCCCACAUCCACAACAUGUGCAGCGAAGCCCGGGAAGCCAUCUACACCAGAGAGUCUGAUGUUAAACACUGGCUGGAAAAAGGAGUGGAUGGCUCCAUAUUCGAGGUCCUGCCCCAUACAACAGAGGUGCCCAGCUUUCAGGCGUGUCACUCCACUAAAGACUUGUGGCAACCGUGUCUCUGCACAUACAGCCUGCGUCUGGAGUGGUACCCAUGUAUGCUGAAGUACUGUCGCAGCCGAGACACAACUGGAAGAGGCUCGAACUACAAGUGUGGCAUAAAGAGCUGCAGUAAAGGCUACCAUUUCACGUACUACGUUCCUCAAAAACAGCUCUGUCUAUGGGACGAGGAGACCUAACAUUCUGCUCUUAACAAGUUAUAAAACGAGAAACACGUUUUCCCUCCGUCAGCUAAGCCGGUGCUUCCCCACCAAUGCUUUUCAACGAGCAUAGUCACACUGGACUUCAGUUUAUGUGAUGCUAAGCGAAGCAAGUGGGGAGUUCAGGCAACCAGAUGUUCAAGCUGAAGCAGGAAAGAAUUCAGGUUCAAAAUAAGACCAAACCCUAUAAGGAGGCACAGAGACAGCUCAUCUUUCUAAGAUUAGCUCCUGACUUUGAGACAUAUCAUUGUCAACUAUAAUGUGACUUUAUCACGAAGCUGUCACUUGUGUGCCUUUCUUUUGCUGAGAAAUUAAUGGAGCAGAUGAUGACAACUAAAACCUCUCAAUCAAGCUACAAUGUGCACAGAACUGGACAGUGCAUUUCUGGUCUCAAGCAGAGGAACAACAGAGUCUGCGUCCCAUCAAAAGAGUCGUACAAAUGUGAUCUUCCAUUCUGGUGAAGGUUAAUUUUUUUUGGUCGAUUGUUUUAUUUUCAAAUUUCUGUGAUACUGUUUAUCGCCAGCUAAAUGCUUUUUUUGUUCAACAACAUAAGCUGGCUAACAAAGAAAAUUAUUCUCCAGUGCUGGCUUUAUUUAUUGAGUUGCAAAGUAAAAUUAUGGAAGACUAUUUUUAUAUUUUUGUGACAAAAAACUCAUCCUGUCUUUUUGCAUUAGACAAGCUCUUAAAGUCACAUGACUUAGCCACAGGUCCUCAGUAACAAGAAGGUAUUGGAUGUUUAUUCCAGGUUCAUCCUUACUUUAUGCUAUUUAACUGUCAAGUUUUCAAGAAGUACAUUUAUUAUAAAGGAUGGUUUUAUUUAGGUUUCCACAUCAGUAGCCAUGAGGAGAGACCUCAUGCUUAUCAAUCAUAUUCUCAGUCUUUUAAAAAGUUAAAAUUAAACCAAAGCCAGAGGAAACACUGUCAAAGAAGGGUGUAAUGUCUCUUCACUGUGGUAUUUUUCCAUUUUUGGUUCACAGAAACUGCAGUGUAGCCUUAUUAAUGAUGUCUACUGCCACCUGCUGGUUAAACAAUGUUCCAAUGGUUCUGUAUUUGCCUAAAACCAGUAUCUUGGUUUUUGGUUUUUAUGUUAAUAGCCAAGUGUUUAUAAUUUAUACAGUACAUUUUAUAUCCCUGAUCAUUAUGUCAUGCAUAAGCGCUUCUUGAACUUGUGGGACCAAAUUUCAGUUUGUGUCUGUUCUUUUGAGCAAAUAGUUUGAAGUAUAAUUUUGGUCUGUCUUACCUCCAUCUUCAUCUCAGUCUUUACUGCCAUAUGAAAUGUUAAUUGUUUUUUAUUUUCUGUGUUUGUCAUGGUUACUAAAGAACCAAAUGAGUGAAACAUUUCUAUGUGGCCUUUUCCAGUGAUCAAGUGCCUUAACAUUUCCACUGAUAUCUUUGCUUUGUAGUUAUAGGUUAGGUUCUUAAAAAUAUUUUUCAUAUGAAAGAGAUCUGACUACAUUGCAAAACGUUGCCAUAAGGAGAAAAUGAAGCAAUUAGGUGUUGGACCUUUCAAAAGUUGUGUUUCACACAAAUUGUUUCAAUAAAGUCUUUCUUUGCACUGCA
Notolabrus celidotus (New Zealand spotty) is the source of this 2929-nucleotide messenger RNA. It is a transcript of the gene oafa, whose product is annotated as OAF homolog a (Drosophila). NCBI's taxonomy places the organism in Eukaryota, Metazoa, Chordata, Actinopteri, Labriformes, Labridae. The transcript has 4 exons. The coding region runs from base 527 to 1348 and encodes 273 amino acids. The record is from RefSeq and is a predicted model, not a curated record.